UUUCCUCUUUCUCUCCUCUCCUGCUUUCCCCGGUCGCUUCUCCCUUUCCCCACAAUGUCAGGGCACACCACCAACUUAAGGCUCAAGCUCCCCAUCACCUGCGUUUUCCUUCAGUUCCUGACUAUUCUCCUCUUCGCCCUCUUUGUCCAGUAUGAUGCCGAAACAAGCGCCAAGCUCUGGCACGAGGAACUGGCUCUCCGCAACAAGAGCCACCUGCAGAACGAGUUCUAUAUGCGCUACCCAAGUUUCCAAGAUGUUCACACUAUGAUCUUUGUUGGCUUUGGCUUCUUGAUGACCUUCCUGAAACGGUAUAGCUUUGGGGGCGUGGCCUUCAACUUCCUGAUAGCUGCCUUUGCCAUCCAGUGGUCCAUCCUCAUCCAGGGCUUUUUCCAUUCCGUCCAUAAUGGCAAAAUCCACAUUGGAAUAGAAAGCAUGAUCAAUGCCGACUUCUGUGCCGGGGCAGUCCUGAUCUCUUUCGGAGCCGUUCUUGGCAAGACCAGUCCUGUCCAGCUGCUACUGAUGACUGUAUUGGAAGUCACCCUCUUUGGCAUUAAUGAAUAUAUCUUACUCAGUUGCUUUGGGGCAAAGGAUGCUGGGGGCUCCAUGACCAUCCAUACCUUUGGGGCCUACUUUGGUUUGACGGUGUCCAGGAUUCUUUACCGGCCUCAGCUGAAGAAGAGCAGAGAACGAGAAGGCUCCACCUAUCACUCAGAUCUCUUUGCUAUGAUUGGAACUCUCUUCCUCUGGCUUUUCUGGCCCAGCUUCAACUCAGCGGUGGCAGCCCAUGGAGACGACCAGCUACGGACGGUCAUGAACACCUACUUCUCCCUGGCGGCAAGCACCCUCGCCACCUUCGCCCUCUCGGCCCUGGUGAAUGAAGGGGGCAAGCUGGACAUGGUUCAUGUUCAAAAUGCAGCCUUGGCUGGCGGAGUGAUUGUUGGGACCUCAGGGGAGAUGAUGCUGACCCCAUUUGGAGCCAUGAUUGCAGGGGUCUUGGCUGGCUCUGUGUCAGUUCUUGGCUUCAAAUUCCUUACGCCCAUUCUGGCCUCCAGGCUGAAAAUCCAUGACACCUGUGGAGUCCACAACCUGCACGGGAUGCCAGGAAUCCUUGGCGGCCUGCUUGGUGUGCUGGUGGCAGGGCUGGCAACAGCAGAUAUUUAUGGAGAUGGCUUGGCAGACAUCUUUCCUCUUGUUGCCUCUGGGAAACGGACCACCGCGUACCAAAGCAUCUUCCAGCUGAGUGGUUUGUUUGUCACUCUGGGGUUGGCUAUGAUUGGUGGGAGCCUUGCGGGGGUCAUCAUGAAGUUGCGGAUACUUGGAUCUCCGAACGACUCUCUCUGCUUUGAAGAUAAUAUCUACUGGGAGGUUCCUGAGGAUCAUCACAAUGGCUUCCAGCAUGUUGUGGUUGUGAGAGCCCAGGAGACAGACAGAGACUCGAGCGCCUGAUGGAAUGCUGCCAUCUUCUACACAGCAGCAGGCAAAAAGAUGACAGCAAGGGAUCUGCCAUGUUCAGGAGAUCCCAGCCAUUAGGAGAUCUGGUCUGUCAGAAUACCAAAAAGGUGGUUCCAGGGCUCCAGUCUCCUUAGAAGGCAGAGCCAGAGGACUUCCCAGAUGGUUUGCCUGUGAUGACUCUGUUUUGGAAAGGAGUGCAUUCUGUGUAUGCUCAGACGCACUGCCUUAUGUGUUAUUACUUUGCAUAUUCCAAAGGUGAGUCAUGGCACCCUGAAACAGGUUCCAGCAUUACACACUGACGAUCCACCCUUCUCAAAUGAGGCCCUUGACCCUUUGGACAAGAGGAAUCCUGAAGCCAAGAUGAAAUGGUCAAAUCAUCAAUAGGGAUUUCUUCCACAAGACUGCCAAGGCAGUACUCAUUUCCUGAAAGGCUGGUGGCUAACUACUGCCAUUUUUGUGCUGUUUGUUCAUCAUCCUGUGAUCCAAAAAUACAACUUGGCCUUUCAACAUAAAAUCCUUGGCUAGCAUGGUUGAAACCUAGGAAAGCAAACAUCAGGACAAAAAUGCAAAAUCAAACAGGGGGCGGUAGUUAGAAUAAUUGUAAUGAUUUGAUUACCAAUAUUUGUAUUUAAAUAGUGAAAACAUUUGUGUGAUGA
This is a messenger RNA of Lacerta agilis (Sand lizard), 2108 nucleotides long. It is a transcript of the gene RHBG, whose product is annotated as Rh family B glycoprotein. Gene Ontology annotation, molecular function: ammonium channel activity. The transcript is spliced from 10 exons. Gene Ontology annotation, biological process: ammonium homeostasis; ammonium transmembrane transport. The record is from RefSeq and is a predicted model, not a curated record. Gene Ontology annotation, cellular component: plasma membrane. The coding region runs from base 55 to 1446 and encodes 463 amino acids. NCBI's taxonomy places the organism in Eukaryota, Metazoa, Chordata, Lepidosauria, Squamata, Lacertidae.